UACACCUCGAAUGACCACAGCAAAUGCUGCUGCAGCCCCAAUGUUUCGAUCCAAACCGCGUGCCUUGAAGCAAACAACGUUUCCAUGAAUCCUACCGUACGCGUACAUGCCACCCGUGCAUCCGGCUGCGGCAGUCGAGUCGAUGUUGUUGGCCGGUCAUGCAAGGAGGUACUAGUACUUUGAUCUCUUUCCCCUUCUCGGCUUGUCAAUCAAUGUUCAGUGGAUCAGUUGAAUUGUAUUCGCAUCCGAGACCUCAAUCUGAGAGCACGCAUGGCAAGGUCGGCUGGAUGUUCGCAUUGUUUGCUCUUAAAGAGCCAAGCCUCACGCCGCACACAUCAUCCUUGCAUGGACGUCUUCCAUUCUACCUGGUCAUGCAUUCCUGAAAGUUUUAUGUUCCUCCACUUCGGUUCCAGACGAAAUCUCAAUCAAGCUGGCAAUCGAUGGCUUCUCAUCGAGGCGAGCUGAAUAUACGGCGGCUACCCGUCCCUGCCUGGGCCGAAGACCAAUUGGUCCACAACCCGUCUAUCAGACCCCGUCAUGCUCAACACUUUCACAGUGAAUCGCUGCAGCGUCUUUUCUCUUUCGGAUAUUUCCUUUUGUCUCCUGGUCCCGUUUCAGACUAAUUUAACGCAAUUACCCCGCAAAGUGUCCAGUCUUCGCUUUUGCUUCAAUGCGAAACGGACUGAUCAGCAAACAAAGAAGUGCCUGAGUCUGUCUCUGCCACCGUACUUCCGGGUUCUCCCUGGUUGGCGUAUUGAGCAGUUUAUCUAUUGGCAAAAGAAGAGGCUGGUGAAAAGAGCAGUCCUACUCCGUCAUCCUGGGAAGUACUGCGGUUGACCUUGUCACGACAGCACCACCAACAUCGGGUUUAUGAGAGAAGCCAUUUUUGCGGCGUGACGCAUCGAUUUUCUUUUAACCUGACCUGCAUUGGUACUGAUACAUCCUGUGGGCCGCCGUUGGACCUCUACACUGAGCAGAGCGUGGGUGGCUUCAAGUCUAUGGAAGGCUGGUCACCUCUAUCUCACCGGCUUUUUCAGCGGCCCAGCAUUCCUAUAUUGUUUCAUUUAAAUCUCCUCCUUUUUUCCUGAUUGUUUCCAUAUCCCCCUCAUCUCUCACUUUAAGCCACUCCUGUCGCUGGAAGGAUAUUCAACCACGAAAGCAAGGCUUGCCGGACUAUUACCCCCUCCCCUCAACAGUAUUUUUCGCCUUGCCUCUCUUACUUACGUCCCGAACAGUACCACUCGGUCUCACAUGAGCUGGGCCCGUUGGCGAAAGAAGCACCCGGACAGAGAACGUGAGUAUCGCCGUCUCCACAACAAAAGACGUCGGGAAAGACGAAGGAUGGAAAAGGCCUACACAGCAAGUCGUCUCAGUCAGGUUGAAAUGUCGCCACACCUGUCGGACAUGGUGGAGGCUGAGAAAGAUGAAGAAAUAGACAUGGCCGCCAUCGUUAAUGCAGAGCUUGAAUCAAGCCCUCCCCCAGAAGUUCAUGGUGCACACAUAUUCUUCAGCAACACUCAGGCAUACCGUGAGGGGUCCCGAGACGAGGGAGCUCAGCCCGGAAGUGAAGGGCCUGACGAGGAUUGUGGUGAAACACCCAAAGACGACCAAGAUGAGAGUACUUUGGAGGAUAGCGCAGAAGAAGACGAUAACGACGAUGCUGAUGCUGAUGAUGACGACGACGACAACGAUGAGGAUGAAAGUGAAGAAGAGGAUGAUGAUGCCGAGGAUGAUGACGAAGACAGCAGUGUGACCUCCAGCGACUCCGACGGCACUGUUGAGGAUGAAACAGAAGAUGCAAAGAUCAAGAUUGACAACCGAAAUCUCGCCCCUGAUGCAUGGGAUAGCACACCCUCAUGUGAAAUCAAACACAUGCAAGAACCUGAAGGUGUCUUUAGUCACGAGGACGAAGACGAAGUGCGCAAUCUCAAAGUGGAAUUUAAGGAUCACACGAGGGACGUCACCGGGAUUCCCGAAGAGCAAGGCAGUGUCAGGCUUGAAGGCGAUGACAACGUCGCAGACGACAAUGAGAUCCCCCCUUCCAGUCAAGUUCCGCGCGCCGAUACUCCUACACCAGCACAAACGGGCCCAUCGAAGAACAAGUCCCGCCGCAAGAGACGCCGGCGUGGCAAUGAUGCAUCCUGCGGAGACCAACAAGAGUCAUCGAAGCGUCAGAAGACCGCCGAGACAUCCGAGACAGGGGCUGUGGCCGUGGCAGAGGUCGAAGAUCAGACGCAGCGCACUCAGAGCACCGGCAGCCAAACCGAACUCAUCACCAAGCAGCUUGACGAGAUGGCUACCGACAAUGGGACAUCUGCCAACCCUGGCUCGUCCAAGAAGGGGCUCAAGUCCAUGAGCGCCGGCAACUGGCCGCAUCUUCGCCCGACAAAGGUCUUCUACAAGUACUCGCUGGCCAAGCAGUCCCAAACCAUCAAGGACUGGAUGGCCAAGUCCGAAGAGUACAUGGACUACAUCCAAGCAGGCGCGCUGCCAAUCUCGAAGGUCACCCGCUUCUUCCGUUACGUCGUCAUUCAUCUCGAUGCCAUGACGGAGACACUGGACGACGUCGCUCUCGCCGUCGAACGAUUGGCAACCCACCACGAGGCAAUUCAGGAGGAAGCGAAAUCGGCCGAUAUCGAGAGGCACGAGAUAUCCGAGCUGCUGAGCAGGUUCGCGCCCCCGAGCUCAGCUCGUGCUGCCCUCGCACAGACCGGCGAGGAAGAAGAUUGAAAUCCGUCGUAAUGGCACGCCAUUGACCCUGCGGUCAAUACACGGCAUUUUGGGCAUUGAUCUCCUUCGACCUCGACGAGUCAACCCCAAGCUCAAUGUAUCUUUUUUUAUCUCACGACGAAACCAUGCAACAAAGCUGUGCCAGGGGCGCGCCAUACGCCUGCUCUUGUUACAGAAUGCAUACCUGGCGAUGGCGUAUGGCGUCCAAACUGCACGAUCCAAAUCUCAAAAGUUCGGGUCAUUUUUCUGCUUUCUUUUCCAACACUUCGACGAGGCUCUUGCGUGAUGCAAGCCAACUUCCUCUAUUUUCAUUUUCCAGUGCGCACAACGCCGAACAAUUCGCUCAGUGACCACCUCUACCGCCGACAGGCUUGUUGAUGGUGAUAAUAGACAGUUCGGGACUGCUUUGGCUUCCACAGGUUUGGAACAAGGCUACGGGUAUUUCUUAGCGGUCUUUCUUGGUUGGCUUGCUUCUACUUGGACCAAUAUCAAGGACCAAGGUGGAAGGGGCCUGCUCCUACGUUCGGUGUUCUUCUCUUGUGCUGUGCUUCAAACUGCAGAACCAGUGGCCGUACCCAACUAGCUUUCCCCAACUACAUCGAGGUCAACCUGGACUCCAGAAGGGCGACAUUGAUUUGCUAGCUUAUUGUAUGACCUGGUCUGAUAGGAUAAAAUGAGUUUCACGUCCUGAUCCGAGUAUUUCGUCCUUCA
Exophiala dermatitidis NIH/UT8656 is the source of this 3441-nucleotide messenger RNA. RefSeq lists its product as uncharacterized. NCBI's taxonomy places the organism in Eukaryota, Fungi, Ascomycota, Eurotiomycetes, Chaetothyriales, Herpotrichiellaceae. The record is from RefSeq and is a predicted model, not a curated record. The transcript has a single exon. Bases 1252 to 2730 code for a protein of 492 amino acids.